AUGUUGAAUCAAGAUACAACAAUGGCUGCCACUAAGGAUGUCCAGUUUACUUUGAAAGUCAUGAUAAAUAAAGAUAAAACUAAGGUCCUCUUUGCAGAAGCCGACAGCGAUUUUACCAACGUCUUGUUAAGCUUCCUGGCAUUGCCAUUGGGAAAGAUCGCGAAAAUCCUCGUGGAACACUAUGGGGAUGACACACUGGCAAUCUGUAGCUUCACCUCUUUGUACAAUAGCCUUGCUGAUCUUGAUGUUGUCCAUUUUCAUACAGAGUCAGGUAAACAAAUGCUGCUAAACCCGAGAAGCGUGUUUGACAAAGAAUGCCGUCAGCUGAAGCUGAAUCUAAGUGAUUCCGAGCUCACCAAGUACUUCACAUGCGGAAAGUCGUCCAGUGGGGAGCACAACUUCAGCAUGAACUAUGAUACUGUUAUAUGUGACUGUGGGAAAACUAUGACCAGAGAAACAGAAUUAAGAUCAUCUGAGACUAUUGAAGAUGGGGCCGAGAUGAGGAGCGUGACGUUCGGAUAUAAUGAGAUUAUAGAUUUUCUGAAAGGCAUGCUCGUAUCAAAGACUCCUUUGACCGAUAUCAUACUCGGAAGAACUCAAAAUAACUCUGAAGAAGUUCAGAAGAUCAAAUCUUCUGGAGUUUUUUUACCAAAGACUGACGAAGCAGCUGCUUCUAACUCUGAGAAGAUGAUGACACUAAAAGUUGUAAUACAAAGAUCUACACGAGUGUUUCUUUUUGCGCAAGCCAACGGUGAUUUUGCCGAUUUUCUCUUUAGUUUGCUCACGAUCCCACUCGGUGUAGCUUUGUCGCUUUUGGGGAGCAGCACCGGCAAUGGGAAUUAUGUAAAGGGGCCUAAAAUGUUUAUGAUGACCGAUGAUUUAACUGUCACUCCAUUGUGUUUGACCUCAAGCCUUUCUACUUUGGACCGGCUGGGAAUCCCGUUGUCUGAUGUGGAAGAAUUGGAGCUUAAAGUUGGAUUGGAAGAGGCUCUGAGCAUUUUGGAGGCAUCUCUUACCUCGACUUCGGCCUUGACCAAUGGUCUUCUCAGACCAUCAUUGAGAAAGUGUGUGAACACUGAGGCCAAUGUCUGGAGGUUCCUGCAUUAG
Messenger RNA from Striga hermonthica, 1107 nucleotides. The record is from the annotation of a GenBank genome assembly. NCBI's taxonomy places the organism in Eukaryota, Viridiplantae, Streptophyta, Magnoliopsida, Lamiales, Orobanchaceae.